UGGAAGCGUUGCUAAUGACUGGCGUGAGAUAUAUUCCUUUGUGAAGAACCUUACUGACCGGUUUGUGAGUCCGAGAAUGAGAGUCUCGUUCAUCGUUUUCUCUGCCCAAGCCAAAGUCCUGCUGCCUCUGACUGGAGAAAGACACCAGAUUGAAGAAGGUCUGCGGCUUCUGAAAGACGUGACUCCAGCAGGUGAAACGUAUAUGCACAAGGGAAUCGAACAGGCCAACGAGCAGAUAAAGCAACAGUCGGUCAAGUCCUCCAGCAUCAUCCUGGCUCUGACAGACGGGAAGCUUGCAGUUUAUGUUCACGAACUGACUGUAAAGCAGGCUCACGAAGCGAGGAAAUAUGGCGCUCGUGUUUACUGUGUGGGUAUCAAAGACUUUGAUGAGCAGCAGCUUGCUGAAAUUGCGGACACCAAAGACCAUGUGUUUCCUGUCAAAGAUGGCUUCCACGCUCUCAAAGGCAUUAUCAACUCUAUAUUAAAGAGAUCGUGCACAGAGAUCCUGAGCGUGGAGCCCUCCAGCGUCUGCGUGAAUCAGUCCUUUGAUAUUGUCCUCAGAGGGAACGGCUUUGCGAUCGGACGCAGCAAUGAGGGCGUCGUCUGCAGCUUCAUAGUUGGCCAGCAAACCUUCACUGAGAAGCCGAGCACGGUGCGUAACGACUACCUGCUGUGUCCCGCCCCGAAGCUCUAUGAAGUCGGACACCUCGUGGCCCUGGCCCUCAUGUGGUGGUUGUGGCCUCUGUGUUGCAAAGUGGUCAUCAAGGACCCGCCGCCGCCGCCUCCACCAUCCCGCCCUCCGCCGCCCAUCAUAUAA
Molecule: messenger RNA, 817 nt
Organism: Neolamprologus brichardi
Lineage: Eukaryota; Metazoa; Chordata; Actinopteri; Cichliformes; Cichlidae
Source: RefSeq, a predicted model, not a curated record